AUGUCCAACAGCAGCUCCAUCAGCCACUUCCUCCUGCUGGCAUUGGCAGACACGCGGCAGCUGCAGCUCCUGCACUUCUGCCUCUUGCUGGGCAUCUCCCUGGCUGCCCUCCUGGGCAACGGCCUCAUCAUCAGCGCCGUAGCCUGCGGCCACCACCUGCACACGCCCAUGUUCUUCUUCCUGCUCAACCUGGCCCUCAGCGACCUGGGCUCCAUCUGCACCACUGUCCCCAAAGCCAUGCACAAUUCCCUCUGGAACACCACCACCAUCUCCUACACAGGAUGUGCUGCUCAGGUUUUUCUGCUUAUCUUCUUCCUUGGAUCAGAGCUUGCCCUCCUGACCAUCCUGUGCUAUGACCGCUACGUGUCCAUCUGCAAACCCCUGCACUACGGGACCCUCCUGGGCAGCAGAGCUUGUGCCCACAUGGCAGCAGCUGCCUGGGCCAGUGCCUUCCUCUAUUCACUGCUGCACUCGGCCAAUACAUUUUCCCUGCCCCUGUGCCAUGGCAGUGCCCUGGGCCAGUUCUUCUGUGAAAUCCCCCAGAUCCUCAAGAUCUCCUGCUCACAAUCAAACCUUAGGGAAAUCUGGCUUCUUGCUUUUAGUUCCUGUUUAGGAUUUGGUUGUUUUGUGUUCAUUGUUUUCUCCUAUGUGCAGAUCUUCAGGGCUGUGCUGAGGAUCCCCUCUGAGCAGGGACGCCACAAAGCCUUUUCCACCUGCCUCCCUCACCUGGUUGUGGUCUCCCUGUUCCUCAGCACUGCCAUAUUUGCCCACCUGAAGCCUCCCUCCAUCUCCUCCCCAUCCCUGGAUCUGGCCCUGUCAGUUCUGUACUCAGUGGUGCCUCCAGCCCUGAACCCCCUCAUCUACAGCCUGAGGAACCAGGAGCUCAAGGCUGCAGUAUGGAGACUGAUGACUGGAUGGUUUCAGAAACAUUAA
Molecule: messenger RNA, 933 nt
Organism: Passer domesticus (house sparrow)
Lineage: Eukaryota; Metazoa; Chordata; Aves; Passeriformes; Passeridae
Product: olfactory receptor 14J1-like
Exons: 1
Coding region: 1-933 (310 amino acids)
Biological process (GO): G protein-coupled receptor signaling pathway
Cellular component (GO): membrane
Molecular function (GO): odorant binding; olfactory receptor activity; G protein-coupled receptor activity
Source: RefSeq, a predicted model, not a curated record